Molecule: messenger RNA, 1593 nt
Organism: Spirometra erinaceieuropaei
Lineage: Eukaryota; Metazoa; Platyhelminthes; Cestoda; Diphyllobothriidea; Diphyllobothriidae
Source: the annotation of a GenBank genome assembly
AUGGGAGGCAUUGUUGAUCGAUCACGGUGUGUAACUAUUCACGAUGCCUCAACAGAAUCUGCGGACGAACAUCACGGGGACAUAAAUGCCAAUAUGGCAGCCCCCUCAUCUUCUCCAACCCACUUCGACGAGGCCAUUUGGCCAGUCGACGACGUUCAAAUCGCAGAAAACAGAGGAAUGCUUAACAAGGACCACUGCAUCAUAAUUCAGGGUCUCCCAGAGUCCUCCGCCAGUACCCGCAGGGGACGAGUCGCUGCUGACUUAGAGCAAUUCCAGAAACUCCUAAAUGAAAUGCUGCAACCAACAGAAGAUGUCACAGUCCUAAAGGCGUUUCGUCUUGGUAGCCGUACAAAUUUCGUUCGGCAGACGCGACCACGACCCCUAAAAAUCGUCCUAGGUAGCAAUGAGCAGGCGAAACUAAUCCUUUCCAGGCGUUUUCGAUUGAAGCAUUCCCAUAAUGGAGUGUUUUUUGCAGCCGGACUACUCACCUGCCGAGAGAAUGAAACGCCGCGAACUUGUCCUAAAAUUAAGAACACGGCAAACCAACGGAGAAGAAAACUUGACAAUCUACAAAGACCGGAUUGUCAAGCGACAUUCCGCUCCACUCUGGAUCAAGCCGAUCCGAAUGACCGCACAGCUACCCCAGUAGCCCUUGUCGAGGUUGAAAACAAAUCUCGCAUGAGCUCGAAACUCAUAUUCAUGUAUACCAACGCGCAAAGUGUACUUUCAAAACUGGACGAACUCCGUAUCCAUACCUAUGACCUCCAUCCAGACGUAAUCUCAAUAACCGAAACAUGGUUGCCCAAACAGGUUGAUGAUAGGGAACUCAUGCUCCUUGGAUUUCAACUGCUCCGCCGAGACAGAGAAAACGGAAGGGGCGGAGGCAUAGUUACACUUGUUAGGAAUGGCUUGCAGGUUUCAGAAAAAACUGCCCUAGUGACUUGUAGUACCGAAGCAGUAUGGCUGACAGUAAGGGCUCUGGGCUCUCAAAGUCUCGAUAUCUUUACAUUAUAUCGCCCCCCGAGAAAUGACCCUGACGCAGAUGCCCAACUGCUGGAGGAGCUUCGGUUAUUUUCAACGCGGCCGACUACUCUCAUUGUUGGAGAUUUUAAUGCACCUCACAUAAACUGGAGCUCAGCCUCAGCCGACUGCUCUGAAGCAGCAUUUGACCAGCAGCUACUGCGUACCUCCGACAACCUGCUUCUCACCCAACGCGUAAUGUUUCCAAAGAGAAUUCAAGAGGGCCAACAAAUGAACUGCCUUGAUCUUGUGUUCACCAAGUCGUCCGACAACAUCGACGUUGUAAAUUGCCUCCCCCCGUUGGGUCAGAGUGAGCAUGUAGUUCUCAUGUGGGAAUACACCUUAUUCUCCCUGCCUGCACAACCUCUCGAUUCCCGACCUAAUUUUUGGCGCGGCGAUUUCGAACAGAUGAAAAAGGAUCUUAGUCCUAUCGACUGGGCAUCCACUCUCUCCGGCGAUGUCGAAAAGGCUUGGUGUCAGCUCAAUUCAAUUCAAUUCAAUUCAAUUAUUUUAUUAAAGACCCGUCGGGGUCCCAUCAAAGCAAGUAAAAAUAAAUUUACAUGCAAAUUUUAG